CAGGUCAGACCUCAAAGUGACACACCUCAGUCAUGCCUCCCGUCUCCAGCCGCUUUAAGGGGGCGACUUUGAAACGCCUACACGCCCUCUGCGCGCCUGCCAGAUGCCUUGUCAGCAACGGCUACGUGGCGCCGACAGCCGGUGAAAGGCGGACCGGGAAAAGCCAUCAGAAGCAGUGAAUUGUAUAGUGCCGGGAGGCGGGCGACACAUAUGCGCGAUCCACGUGUACCCUGUCACAACAGGGCAAUGCAGCACAGGACACCGGAGUCGCUCGCUUCCUAUUACUGAGGUUUCCAGCGAAUCGGAAUAGAUACUCACUAUGAAGCAAGUUGAUCGAGGACAGCGAACGACUGGUUUCCCUGUGUGCUCCUGUUGUCACGCGGACAUGGCACUGGCGACAGUACUGUCCCUGUUCCUCCUAUCGGGACCGUGUCUGUCAGCGCCGCAGGUCCAUGGCUCAGAAAGGUCGGAGGCUGUCGAAGGGAGUCAACAUUUUACCAUGAUUAACCCUUUUGGUGCUGGGGAGGGGGUGAACAGUUUACGUCAAAGCUACAUCAAGGGUAAUUUGAAGGAUGGACAGAUGAAUCCUGUGCUCAGCACUUGGGAACAAGAGGUAUUCUUCCUCUUUUCCCUUCAUGACUAUGACAAAAGCGGAAAGAUGGAUGGGCUGGAGAUGAUGAAGUUACUCUCAGACUUCCUGUCUCACCAUUCGCUGGGCCCACAGUCUGCUGAUUCUGUUGUCUCCAUGGUGGAUUCUCUUCUACAGACCCAAGACUUAAAUGAAGAUGGUAUGCUGGACCCCUCCGAGCUGCUCUCCCCACCAACAGAGGCCCAAAAAUCUAAGCAGCAGGUAGCCACAGCAAAUGAGCCGAGCUCUGACAACGCGCCCGCUCAUGACUCACACGACACUGCAGCUAACGAGCAGGAGCAGGGAGACUCAGUGCCGGGACAGGAGGUGCAGGGAGAGCAAUAUGGAGGGCAGCAGGAACUGGAUGUGGACAAACAGGAGGCACAAGACCUAACAGAGGAAGCGGGGGUGGCACAUGAAGAGCAGCCAGAGGAGAGGCAAGUGGAAGAACCUCAGCACCAAGUCAGAGAGCACGUUCCUGCUCACCAAGGACAGCCUGAGAUAUAACUGCCCAAAAAAAGCCUGAGACACUCUGCCCAAAAAGCAGGAGUCAGCCUUAAAAGGGGGACUACAGAUGUGACACUAUGCCCAACUUAGAGACAGAAGGGGCUGAUUUCCACUCUGGAGAAUAAACACGGUUUGUCACCGCAGCUGGCCAUUUCUACAAUUACAAUUAUUUUUUUACCUCACCCUGCAGCUUACGAUUAUAAUUAUUGUAAUUAUAAUUGUAAUUGAAAAGCCAAUUUACAAAAGUCACUCAGGGCAUCUUUUUGAUGUUUUUGAGAUGAGACUGCCAAUGACCUAAAUUCAGGCUUCCGCAUCAUAUGUUACAGUACUAGGACCCAAAACUUACUCAGGCAAACCCUGUCAUUAUACCUUCUAAAAUGUAUCUGAAUUGGAUGUACUCAAAUUGUAUUUGGUUAUAUAUCCAGCUGUAGAAAAACUAAUAUUUAGGCCACAAUCCAUGUCCACAAAACUGUCUGAUGUCCCUAAUAAGAUUUUUUAAUAUUGAUCUUUUCAAUUGAGCGACAUAUUGCAGCAUGCAUCCUAAGAAAUUAGUAUGCAAUUUGCAUGAAUCAGUGACUUCUUGCAGGCAAAAUAAAAUUUAGGAAAGUAAGUAUUUACUGUGUGAAGGUGCAUUUUUUAACGCUAUUUGUAACUGCGUUAAACAGAGCUGCUUAGGCCUUGGUAAUAUGCAUGGCCUUGUCUAACCAAACAUAUCAAAUAACAGACUAACAGUCUCUUGCUAACUAAAUGUUUGGUAGCAAUUGGCUUGGUUUGUUGGUUGAUAAGGGCCAAACCCUGUAACCUUGGGGUCAGAAUGGGCUUUGAAAAAGUGAAGCAGAAGGUGAAUUAAAAAAGGCUUUUAACAACCAAAUUUUACAUUUCACAAUCUAUUUUGUAUUUGAUUUUUUUUAUUUGUCAGUUAAAUUGGACAACAGUAGCAAUGGUAAAUAUCAAUAGCAUGACAAUAAAAUGAUAUAAUAUUGAACUUUAAUUGAAAAAUAGUAUUCAGCUACCCAAAACAUCAUGUUUAAAUGGAACUCCCCAUUCAGAGUGUGACUGUUGAAGUAGUUAGUUAUGUCAGUCAUUUGGAGUCAUAUAUUUCAAGAAUGCACUUAAGUGGCAAACUAUUGUGGUCACAUUAAAUCCAGUCCAGUACCAAUUCUUCCCCAGUUUUUGUGGGUCUUUUCAGGGUCCUCCAAUUACCUCUAGCAGCCAAAAGCUACCAUUCAGGUGAUUAUAAAUUUCUGUUGUAUCUGAAUUUUUAAUGUACCCUGCAGACACCCUGCAGUAUGCUGCGAUACAACAUCACAAAUUCAGGUAGCGGAUGAAGUGGAAGAAAAUAUUUAUUUAUAAAUGUACAUUAUUGUUUAAGAAAGUAUGUAAAAUUUGAUAUUCAACAUUGGAUAUAACUCAACAGUGCAAUCAAUAUCCUCCUGAGAUCUGGAGAGAAAAAUGCUUCUAAUAUUCAUGUGGCAUGCAUAAUAUUGGACAUAUGAGCAGAAACAUGUUUUGUACAGAGGACAAAGGGUCGAGGAUAUUUUAAUUAAUCUGUUAAUAUUACACAAUGAACACUAGAGAACGAAAAAACUACAGAUCUGGACAUGACAAAUUGUGAUACAGAUUGUAAGCUGUUCAGUUACCUGUGAGUACAUGUACAUAGUUCAAGUCCAGUAUGAAAAUUUCUGAAAUGUAAAUUUGCUACUAAACAUGUCAGAAGUACAAAUAAAUGACCUGUUCAGCCAAAUCCUUUUGGCAAUUUUUGUCAUAAACUAAUUUUUAUUAUCAUACCUUACCUGAUUGGCUGAAACAUCUUCCAUUCUCUAUGAAAAUGACAAAUCAGAGGGAAGGGAGACCCAAAUUAAAGCCUUCCUCUGUAUUGCCAUUUUAUAGUAUUUACAGUACUUUUGCCUCAUGUUCUCAAUGCAAAUCAGGUUUCAGAAUGAUGUAUUUAAUUCUGCAGGAUGUAAAUGUAAAGCUAAAUAAUUUAGAAAAACGAUGUUUGGUAAAUUGUUAUGCAACGCUAUUAACUGUCUACGCAGUAACAUUCUCCUUGUCUACAUAGGCCUGUGACAUCAGUGAUAUGCAAAAUACAGUGAUUGGGGGUACAAGUGACUGUAUAACUUCCCCAGAUACAAUAAAACUUGAAUUCUGCUGUGCAAUGUGUACAAUAA
Molecule: messenger RNA, 3306 nt
Organism: Paramormyrops kingsleyae
Lineage: Eukaryota; Metazoa; Chordata; Actinopteri; Osteoglossiformes; Mormyridae
Gene: cgref1
Product: cell growth regulator with EF-hand domain 1
Molecular function (GO): calcium ion binding
Source: RefSeq, a predicted model, not a curated record